AGCGCGCCCCCGAUGAACGUCAGGGGCGCGCUUGAUCUGGGAGUGACGCGGCUGCGCGGCACCUGCAGUUGCUUUAUAAGAAAAAGGGUCAACACACCGAAAAAAGUAACGGAAAUCGCUGUCACUCAGGUGCAAGAGGAGGCUGCAACUUGGAGACCGAUUCUCAAUCAGGUCCCGUCAUGAGCGGAAAGUCGCUGCUGCUGAAAGUGAUCUUGCUGGGGGACGGCGGGGUGGGGAAGAGCUCCCUGAUGAACAGGUACGUCACAAACAAGUUCGACUCGCAGUCCUUCCACACCAUUGGGGUGGAGUUCCUGAACCGGGACCUGGAGGUGGACGGGCGCUUCGUCACACUGCAAAUCUGGGACACGGCCGGGCAGGAGCGAUUCAAGAGCCUGCGUACUCCCUUCUACCGUGGGGCCGACUGCUGCCUGCUCACCUUCAGCGUGGACGACCACCAGAGCUUCGAAAACCUGGGCUGCUGGAAGAAAGAGUUCAUCUUCUACUCUGACGUGAAGGAGCCAGAGAGAUUCCCCUUUGUCAUCCUGGGGAACAAAGUGGACAAGAGCGAGAGGCAGGUGACCACAGAGGAAGCCCAGAUCUGGUGCCAGGAAAAUGGCAGCUACCCCUAUUUCGAAACGAGCGCCAAGGAUGACACAAAUGUGGAGGUGGCUUUUGAAGAGGCUGUGAGGCAGGUACUGGCUGUGGAGGAGCAGCUGGAGCACUCCAUUCUGGGGAACACCAUCGACCUCCACGGCAACCGCAAAGCUUCCUCUUCUUCCUGCUGCUGAGACUGAGUGGAUGGCGCCUACCGGUCAGUUCCCCCUCUGUGUCUCUCAGCUCACCUUGUUGGCAUCAGUGGUUUCUUUACCUUGGCUGCUGAAGCUGUUUAAGAAAGGGGUCAGGGAGGAAGAAUCUGAUGUAUUGUGUGAUACAGAUCUGUAUUUUUAGGUAGGCUGUCCGGCUGUGGAGUUGACGGCCCACCAGUUCAACAUGGUAGGGUGCUUCAAAAAUGGAUAUAUGGAGGCUGCAAAACAGUAUAGAAUAAAUGGCUGAUCUGGAACCAUUUCCUAGCCUUCCGGGCAUAUAAUUAUAUAAUAAAUGUAAGCUGUUUGAUGAGCUGUAUUGGAAAGGAGACACAAUAAAGCCAGACGAGGAUCCUGUUUUUCAGUGGUACAGCGAAUGAAAAGUUUGCUUUUAGAGAGAGAAUUCCAGUACAGUCUAACUCUCUACUAAGAACCCCUGUGAAAAUCAGCACAGUCUGAUAGCUCUUGAAGAGCAUCUAACUGUCUUUCUGUUCAUAGACCCCCAGUGAGCUGGAAUGAACUCCUACUUCUUUUCUGGCCUUCCAGGCUAAUCAUGAUUGACCUGAACUGCUGUGGCUACCAGAUCUUAAAGAUGGGGUAACCAAGUUAAAAUGGCUCGGUAAUUUACAUGUAUAAUCAAUGUCUUGCUUUGUUCAUUCUCCACUUUGCUGCUGUUAACAAGACUGGAUUGACAGCCGGCGUGGGCUUUUUAUGCACAAGUCAGUAGUUUGUAUCGGACCGGUGUAUUUAAAGGGAAUUUUUUAGGGGCGAUCUUCAAUUUUAUAGUUUUGCUUGGCAUUGUGUUUGCAAAACUUUUUACAUUUUAUAUCGAUUUAUUUAAAUAAUUGUUUGCAAGGGUUGUAAAGUGACCUGGGGGGGGGGGGGUUUGGGGGGUUCCAGCUUUUACAUAUUUGACUAAACCUAAACUUCUUGGCAUUUUUCAGUUACUUUUUUUUUUUUUUUUUUGUCUGUGAAAUGCAUGGAACAAUAUUAUCCAGGUACUAGCAGUGUGCUAACAUGCAUUGUUGUAUUUAUUAAUCAAGUAAAUGGUAUAAUGAGUUUCUCCAUAUGAAUCUCAAGUGACAUUUCAGGUGAUAAAGGUAUGUUUACAUUCCAUAUUUGUCCGUAGCAUUGCAUGUCUAACAUAAAACAGUAAUGAGCCAAAGUACCCUAUGAUACACUGUGAUCAAAACUGUCAUUUCAGGCCUUGCAUUGUUUAUUUGACUCCGUCCCUUAAGAUAGAUAGACUAGACUUUAAAAUUCCAUUUCACUGUUUGUUUAUUCCUAGUACCUCUUCACUAGACAAAUGGUCCAACAGCAGCUAGGCCACUGGACAGAAUUUGACAAACAGCAACAGAAGUGAUUGACAUUUCAAAGAUUUGAUCGGUACUUACAAAAACACACACGAUUUGUAUUGCUACACUAAACACUUUUAUGUUAUAACCUUGACUCCUGGCUGUGCCUGCCCCUACCUGCAAGUUCGGUUUCAGUAGUUUGAGGUUAUUUGCUGCUGUUUUGUAUUUGCUUCACUACUAAAAGUAAAAUGUAAUAUUUUUUUAUCUAUGUCUAAUGCUGAUACUGUAUAAAGAAGAUACUAAACUAGAAAGCUGUGUACUUCUGAACUAGACCUAGAUGCUGACAAGCUAGUCUUUGUCAUGUGAGGUCCUAUCAACGUUCACAGGUAUCCUUGUACUUAAAAGCAAAGACUGAGGUGA
Messenger RNA from Acipenser ruthenus (sterlet), 2518 nucleotides. RefSeq names its product ras-related protein Rab-9B. The coding region runs from base 180 to 788 and encodes 202 amino acids. Lineage: Eukaryota; Metazoa; Chordata; Actinopteri; Acipenseriformes; Acipenseridae. The transcript is spliced from 2 exons. Gene Ontology annotation, cellular component: late endosome; phagocytic vesicle; lysosome. The record is from RefSeq and is a predicted model, not a curated record. Gene Ontology annotation, molecular function: GTPase activity; GTP binding. Gene Ontology annotation, biological process: retrograde transport, endosome to Golgi; Rab protein signal transduction.